Messenger RNA from Spea bombifrons (plains spadefoot toad), 715 nucleotides. RefSeq names its product cystatin E/M (gene CST6). The record is from RefSeq and is a predicted model, not a curated record. Lineage: Eukaryota; Metazoa; Chordata; Amphibia; Anura; Pelobatidae. The transcript has 3 exons. Gene Ontology annotation, molecular function: cysteine-type endopeptidase inhibitor activity. Bases 17 to 430 code for a protein of 137 amino acids.
CAGUUCCUGCUGCACUAUGCUGGCCCGCGGUGUGUGUUUCCUGCUCGUCUGCUGCCUGUGCUGGGACGGGGCGCUCUGCUUGCCCGGGGGGAUGGUUGGCGGGUGGUCGCCGGCGGACUUGAAAAGUCCUUCGGUGCAACAGAUGGCGGCUUUCAGCGUGGGGACGUACAACAAAGAAAGCUCCGGCAAUACCUUGUACAGGAUGGUGCAGCUUCUAGGGGCCGAACAACAGGUGGUGGCUGGAAUGAAUUACAAGCUUAAUAUGAUCCUUGGAAGCACCGAAUGCCGCAAGAGUGACAACAAGCCUAUUGAGAAGUGUCCCUUGCAAAGCAACAUGCAGCUGAAGAAAAUACAAUGUAGGUUUCAGAUCUACCACGUCCCAUGGGUACCAUCCACCACCAUGUCAAAGAAAGAAUGCGUCUCCGUUUAAUGACAUUUUUGAUGCUAUGACUUCAAAUUUUGUCUAAUUCUGCUUAACAUUUGCAAGGGUUCAUGUUGAGUAAAUUAUUAUUAAUCGGCUGUUCUUCUGGAGUUCUGUUAAACCUGAUUGUCGAUUAAUUUCGAGCAGAGAUUACUUUUUGCUUUUCUUUGGUCUUUAAUGCUCGUGGAAUGAAUUCCUUUCCAAUAACUUGCACCUCCAUUCUGGUUUACUUUUUCGCACGGGUGAUACAGGUCUUGAUCAACUCUUUCAAUAUAUUAAAUGAUCAUUUUAAAA